CAAUAGUCAAUACAUUCCCCCACUAAAAAUUGCAAGAUUAUUCAACAUGCAUGAAUUCGAUGGGGAAAGCAUGAACUCUAAUUUUUUUUUAAUUGUAUGUCUUGAUUAAUAGACCUUACUAGGGGGGAAGAGUUAAGGUUGACAAUUUUGUAAGAAUGAAUCUGAUGGAAAAAAGAGAGAGAGAGAAUUAUAAUUAAGUUUUACAUUAAGAAAUUAUUAAUUGUCAAUACAAUUUAAUUCUAUCAUCAAUAAAUUUUAUAAUAAUUAAAUUUUUUAUAUGAGAGUUUAACAUAAUGUAAAAGAAAAAAAAAAAAAAAGAGAGAGAAGCUAGUAUUAAAGGUCAACAAUAGCCAAAUUUUCUCAGUGCUUCCACUUUCUGGAGGCCUUCCACCAUAUAUUUACUUUUCUUCGGCGAAGUUUGAAGAUGCAGCGGACACAAGAGCGAACCAAAAGAACGCAAGAGUCACUGAAGCUGAAAUAACUUGCUAAACAUUUCACUUUCAUCGUAGCAUCAAUGGCGGAUCAGAGGAAGGAUGGUCUUCUAACCUAUAGUUACCUUCUCCUCUACAUUGCUCUCUCCAGCGGCCAAAUCUUCUUUAAUAAGUGGGUUUUGUCCUCUAAGGAAAUAAAUUUUCCUUAUCCUCUGGCAUUGACUCUACUUCAUAUGGUCUUCUCCUCUGUUCUGUGUUUUGUAUUAACCAAAAUUCUAAAGGUUAUGAAGGUUGAGGAGGGAAUGACUACUGAAAUAUAUGUUACGUCAGUUGUGCCAAUUGGGGCUAUGUUUGCGAUGACUCUCUGGCUGGGAAAUACUGCCUAUCUGUAUAUUUCUGUAUCAUUUGCCCAAAUGUUGAAGGCAAUCAUGCCUGUAGCUGUUUUUGUCCUUGGAGUAGCUGCAGGACUUGAGGUGAUGAGCUGCAGAAUGCUUGUAAUCAUGUCAGUGAUUAGUUUUGGUGUUUUAGUGGCUUCUUAUGGAGAGAUAAAUAUAAACUGGGUUGGAGUAAUUUACCAAAUGGGUGGUGUUGUUGGUGAAGCUCUAAGACUUAUCUUCAUGGAAAUUUUCGUGAAGAGAAAGGGUCUGAAGUUGAAUCCCAUCUCUGUUAUGUAUUACGUUAGUCCUUGCAGUGCACUUUGCCUAUUCAUUCCAUGGGUUUUUUUAGAGAAAACGAAGAUGGAAGAACAUGGAUCAUGGAACUUCCCACCUACCGUGCUAAUCCUCAACUGUCUUUGUACUUUUGCUCUUAAUUUAUCAGUUUUCCUUGUGAUUACACACACAAGUGCUUUGACCAUUCGUGUUGCUGGAGUUGUCAAGGAUUGGGUGGUGGUCUUACUCUCUGCUGUUCUGUUUGCUGAUACAAAAUUGACUAUCAUAAAUUUGUUUGGCUAUGCAAUUGCCAUUGUAGGAGUUGCAGCGUAUAACAAUCACAAGUUAAAAAAGGAAGCUACGCGAGAUACUUCAAAUGAUACUGAACUUGCUGAAUCUUCUCCUGGGCAGAAUCUUCGGUUUUCAAACAAGUAAAUAUGUACUUAUUCUCCAGGUUGGUAGUAUGUAUUGCACUUGAAAAUAUCCCUUUUCUCCCUACAAUUUCCCUCCUUAGGCCCUGUUUGGUUUGUCCAAAGGAAUAAUGAGAUUCUCAUGCCAACUUUUUGCAAUGUCUAUUUACGUUAUAAUCUAUAUUCAAUAAUCUUUAUUUUCUUUUUAUUGUUUUUUGUAAAGUAUAGACAUAAUAUCAUAUCAUAAUUUAUGUUCAAAAUCACUCCCCCCCCCCCAACCAAUUUGAUCUCAUUUUAUUCUCAGUACCAAACAAGCGCUGAAGAGAAGUUUUGUUUCCCUCUAUUUCAGUGUCCAUUCUUGUUACUGAUACACAUAGAUGAUGAAGACAGUUCUCUCCUGUCAUCACUAGAGGGCAUUGUAUUUUCAUCUGUUGACUUUUGUCUAAGCAGGCAUCGAUACGGAAUUCUGCCUUUUAGUCUGUUGUUACUGAUUCUAGACAGGGAAAAAUAACAUGCAGGUCAAAUGUAAUGUAUGAAGAUUACAGUUAGUGGCUUAACAUGAGAAAAAGAGAUGCUUAGCAAAUGGUAUUUCACUCUUCAGGAGAUUGAAAAUGACUGACCAGGAGCUGGUAACUAGGGCAAUUUUUUGUUUUUUGGGUAGAGCUGCAGAUAAAAUACCUGUUAUUGUCUUGUACAAUCUGGUUUCUUCAAAACAUUUUUUGUCUUGUUGAUUCAGAUCAUUUCUAGUUCAUUAAACAGGUCCUAUGUGUAGUUUGUGUGCAGUUGAAUGCAUUAAGCAGCGUCAAUUCAAUA
This is a messenger RNA of Prosopis cineraria, 2304 nucleotides long. Its product is annotated as probable sugar phosphate/phosphate translocator At3g14410. Gene Ontology annotation, cellular component: endosome; Golgi apparatus; trans-Golgi network. The transcript has 7 exons. The record is from RefSeq and is a predicted model, not a curated record. The coding region runs from base 515 to 1516 and encodes 333 amino acids. Gene Ontology annotation, molecular function: antiporter activity. Lineage: Eukaryota; Viridiplantae; Streptophyta; Magnoliopsida; Fabales; Fabaceae.